AAACUAUCCCUUUAAGCUGCUGAAUGCUCCACUGUGUUCACUGGGGAUUGUAGGACAUGCAAAGUUCAUGCAUCCAAUGUUCUGCUUGACCCUGCCUGAAGCCUCUUGUUUCAGCCUCACUGGUAACGUUAGUGAUAAGAUCAUAGUUAUUCAAUAGUUACAGCUGGAGUUGGUCUUCGUCUUGUACCUUAAAGUGAAGCUUUAGCCGCUGGCAAACAAACUGCAUUUUCUAACCAUGAGAUAACGUUUAUCACCUCACACAACCUUGUUCAACUCUCCUUCUCAGCUGUUGCUUUGUGGGAAUGUAAAGUAUUAGUGACUGUGACAAAUAUACCAGCAGUUUUUUUUACGUCCCAAACAACCUUGAUGUCUAUGAAAGAGCACCUUUCUUUGUCGCAGGACAGGAUAAUAAAGAAGGGGUCAGCGGGUUCUCUGUGUGCAUCGGCUAACUCGCCUGCUCCUACGGACUGCUGAUAAGUGGAUCAGCUCUCGCGGUGUGGUCAAGACUAAGAACUGUAGCCACUUAUCUCCAGCAGCAGUAUUCGAUAGUCACCAAGGGAUUAUUGAGCUGUUCUCACUGUCUGCACGUUUCAACAGCUUCUCAUUAUUGAGGCUGAUUAUUUUCUAACGCAACAAUAAUAUCUGGGACAGUUACCAAACCCGCCUUUAAUGUGGCAGUGCAGCAUGAGAAGGGUGGAUGGUUUGUUUAGAUUAAGUGCACAUGCGCCAAUUUUGUAUUCUGCGUGUUGCUUUUGCUCCUGUUCUUUCUCGUAAACAACUUUCUGUGUGGUGAACAUUGAGGUUGUUCUGAUUGGGGGGGAGACAGAGGAAUCUGGCUCGUCCAGAUUCUUAUCUUGGUCAUGGUCUGUCAGGAGAGGUCAAAACAAACCGAUAGAAAUUGUUUCAGAUGACCCAGAGUUUUUUCAGGUUCAGAUAUUUGAUUAAUUGAAUGUCACUUAUCCAGUAGCACAGGUUGUUUUUGAGUCCCAUUUGUGUUAAAGAUUUUUUGUGUCAAAUCCAGACCUCUUUCAAUUCUCUCUUACGCAGCACAGACUGAAUAACCAAACAAACUAGAUGGUUAUCUCUAUCAAAUUGCAAAAGGGGCCAUGCCAACCCAGUGGAGAGCAUAUGGUGCAGAAUAGUUAGCGAGCCAAUGAAAACAGUUAUCAGAAAAGCUAUCAGAAGCAAAGUGGAGGAACAGAACAUUACAUGUUUAUUACAUGGAAAAUUAAAUCCCUCUGUGUCAGUCUGGGGUUUUGAAAAAAGUCUUGUUGACAAAGCUGAAAAAGCUGAUGAGAAAUGAUUCAUCUGUCAGGAGUAGAGAGGUUGCGGCCACAUUUCAUUUAAGCACUUUGGUUUGUGCUGACCCUGUGUGUCCCAUGUCAGUAAUCUUUCCUAUGUUAAGGCUCUGUGUUUGACUUUCUCACAGAUUUUCUCCACGUUUCCCUCACUGCCAAACACUUUGCAAAAAACCUUCUCACCACUGCUUACGCCUUAUUAUCACGCGGCCCAGGCCCUGUUAGGAGCCCGCUCUCCACUGCUAGUUGGAAAUUUCCGUAGAGCAAUCCUCGUCGUCCACUGUUUUGGCCUGGGUGGGAGUGGGGUGAGGGGGUGUGUUUGUGUGUGGGUGUGGAUGGGUAUAAGGUGGACGGACGGAGAGAGAGGGAGAGAGAGAGUGAGAAUGUUUGAGAGCUGUUUGACUUUUUUCUUCUAUGGUACAAUGAGCUGAGAGGUGGAGAGGACCUGGAUCAUCAUGCCUCGUAAUCUGGGACCUGCACUGAGUCUGCUGCACUGUGAAGGCGUUAAUAACCAGAGCUACAUCUGUGAGUCGGGACACUGCUGCGGAGAGUCUCAGUGCUGCAGCUACUACUAUGAGCUCUGGUGGUUUUGGUUGGUGUGGGCGAUCAUCUUCAUUUUGAGCUGCUGCUGCGUGUGCCACCAUCGCCGCACCAAACACCGGCUGCAGCAGCAACAGCGGCAGCACGAGAUCAACCUCAUCGCUUACCGUGAAGCACACAACUACCCCUCUGUGCCCUUCUACUUCAGGUUUCUGCCAAACUACCUCCUGCCUGACUAUGAGGAGGUGGUCAAUAGACCACCGACUCCUCCCCCUCCCUACAGUGCCUUACACACAGGCCCAUCCUCAGUGGCUUCUAGUCCCCUGGCCUCUGAGCCGCAGGAGAGACACUGUCCAGCCAUCCAGCCUACUCCACUGCCCCAGGUCUCUGAAAGUCUGUGUUGCAGACCCAGCACAGAGGAAGCACAACCUCCCACUUCAGACUUAAGGCCAAAGCCUGACAGCAAGCCCAUGCAGACUCCACAAGAUUCAGGCGUGAUACUCCUCUCAGAUGGGCUCAGUAGGGAGGCACUCACCAGCCAGGAGAAAAGAAGCGGAGAUGGGGAAGAGUCUUGCAAGGACCCCCUGCUGAAGGACCUGUCAGAGGGUUGCGCUGAGGACAAAGAUCGGCUCCCCAAUGGAAGGAGGAGGCGAUUCACAGGGGACUCUGGGAUUGAGGUGUGUGUGUGCAGCACACGUGGGAGCGGCAGUUGCAGUGGAGUAGGAGGGACGGGCCAGGAAGGCAAAGAGUUGAGGGAGCUGGAGAGCCUUCUUGGGCGCGAGGGACAUGGCGACAACGAUGAGGAGGAGGAGGGGGAGGAUGCGGGCGACUUCUGUGACAGCUGCGGUCAUCGGGCCUCCUUCAUUGUGGAGGAGGAGCAGGUGCUGGGUGGGCUGGAGAGGCAGGCCGCUCGUGGACCUUCAGGAUCUCCUCAGGCGGCUCAGCAGAUUGGCAGCGGCUCGCUCCACCCUCCUGUGUGCCUCCUCCUUCACACCAUCAACGAGCAGGAGGGGCCGCACAACAGCACCAACACUGAGCCGCAGGGCUGAAACACAGCUGACACGGCGUUGUCAUAGAGGGAAGGAGAGCACUUAAGACAGGAUAUGGAGGCACGUGCUUUUGUAUUUAAGUGUAUUGUGUCUAAAUGCUUUCUAAGUGAGUAUUUUUAUGAAUGUGUGCAUCUUAGAUAAAACGGGUGUGGAGGAAGUGGAAUCUCAACUGAAGCGAGUGAGAUCCAAAGGUUCCAGACUGGAACAGUGGCCUUAACCUGUGUAUGUUGGGUUAGUUGGGCCAUAAAAGCCCUCUAACAGCCUGUGGCAAUUGAGACUUCUCACACUGCUCACAAACACACACAGUCUGUCAGAUGUCCGUCUCAUACAAUGGAAUCUACUGACAGUUAAAGACUGGAUAGCCGAAGCUGUGAUGUCAGAACAGGACGUUCACUGCCUAGGAUGAACUGAGCUCCUCCUCAAUGGGUGCUUGUAACAAUUCUGCAAAGCCGCUCUUUCCGUUAUAAUAAAAAGAAAAAAAACACACCCAGCAGGAACAUUUUGAAUGAGUGGAAUGUGGAAGUACCACAGUGUGUUUUUUAUGCAAUCUGAUACUGUACAGGGACACCUGAACAAGACUGUGUGGGACGUCCUGUUAGACUCAUGCUUAAGUGCUUUUUCAGCGAUUUAAACCGCUUUGCCUUGUUCCCAUUUUGUUGUUCCUUAUCUGCCCUGCUAGCGAUAGUGUAAGUGCAUUAACAGAUCUUUAUGUGAGCAGUUCCUAUUUUGCACAAAAUGUAUUUAGCUAUAUAAAUGAAAAAAAAAAAGUCAAGACAACUAUUUUUUUCAUAAACUAAAAGUCUUAAAGGACCGAUAUGAAAGUUUAGCUUUUGGCUACAUCUCCAACAUUAGCAUUAACAGCUGUCUACUUAGCAGGCUUGAAGAAAUAUUUUAGGUUCAGACUUUCCUUUACUCACAGAGAAAAGUGGAACGCAGAGCAAAUGUUAACUCUUGUUUUGCCUCUAUUUCUGUCACUUCAUCUUCUUCUGUUAUGGAGUCACUGUAGCGUCCAGCCUGCCCUGAAAAAGUAGUGCUGCUCAGAGGGCAUUGUACUGCCUUUUUUUUUCUUGUAAAUGCAACAAUUGCUAAAGCUCUUGGCUAGCGACCAUCACCAACAAACCGGGGCAGAAAAAAAUUACAAAUAGCACCUUUAAAUUUUAGUUAGUUUCUUAGGGUUUUGUGGCCACAUCUGUAAGAAAUUGACUUCUGUAAAUUGUUUGUAUACAAUCAUUUAAAAACUUGAUUUAAUGAAUGUUUGUAGUAUGUGCCUACCCCACAACAUGCAGAAUGUUGAUGAUCGAUUAGCCUCACUGAAAGUGAGAAAUUGUCAGCAAUCAGGUACUAAAACCAAGAAAAGAAUGUUAAGCUUCAGAGAUUACAACUGAGAUGGGCAACAUCAGACCUCAAACUUUUGUGUCAGUCACUUCAAUAGAUUACCACCUUCACCAGCUACACAAUAUAAAAACAAAGAUUUACACUCUUAAUGUUUCAUAUCAGCACAAUCUCUACCAUUCUCCACUCGUAGUAUCCAUUGAUUAAACAUAUGUUAUAGUUUCCAGUUAAAGGAUUUUACCCACGAGUGAUUGAUUCUGUAAGUCUUUUUUUUAAUAUAGGACAGGAAAUUCUUCAUUUAAAUUGUACACAAAACGUGUAGUAUUAAGCAUUGGUACACAUGGUAAAAGACACAUUUUCUUUCAAUAGCUGCAGUCAGGUGUGUGGGGAAAGAAAAACCUCUGAGGCAAGAGAACAUAGAAAAUGUAUGUAGUUUAGACAAAUUAAUAAAUGAUAAAAACAAGGACCAAAUAAGAUAAGAAAUCACCAUAUGAGUGCCAAAAUUAAUUUGAAACACAAUGUGGUUAACAAGCAAUAUGUGUAAUUCUUCAUUGUGGAUAUAAAGCAAAGAUCAUUUAGAAAAAUCAUAAAAAGAAUCAUAUUAAUAAAAAUAAUAGUUUGUCAUCGAUACACAAAAUAUUGAUUGAUGACAAAUGUGCACAUGAAACAUGAAUUGCCCACAGAGGAGAAAGUUGACGUGAUGUGUGAAUCUUUCACAAAGUAACUUGUUUUUGUUUGCCCACUCUCUGAAAUGAACAGGAUCUGGUGAUUCUAAAUGCUGUUGUGCUGUAGCAAUGUCGUUUUCAAGACUUUCCGAUAUUGUGAUGUCUGCAUAGCACAAAUGUGUAGGUCUCUCAGAUUUAUACUAAAUAUACCAUGAAACAAUCAAACGCAAGGUGUCUCCCAAAAGCUGUAGCACAAGAUAAGAAACUGUAACAUAACUUUCUGUAAUAAUAGUGAGAUGACUGAAUUUUACUCAUCGAAGCCUGAACACACUUUAAAGUGCUUUAUACGCUUUUUGUGACCUAGAAAAUGCAAUUGUGGUACAUGUAGUACAAAGAUUAGCUAUUUUUUCAUAUCGGCUGAAUCCUUUAAAAAAUAUUCUAACUGUAUAAAAAUGUCAAAACCACUUUAUAUUUGCAAAUUGAGGACAAUAUUCUGUAACAUGUUUGUGAACCAAAAUAGUUGCUUUCAUCAUUUUUAUGGAAUCAGUAGCUUUAUUGUUAUGGACAGAUUUUCUUUUGUCAUUGUGGGUAUUAUUAUUGUUUUUAAUAUUAUUCUUCUGUUGAGAAAAGAUGUGUGAAGGGUACAUGUGACUAACAAUACACUAGAGUCUUUGAUAACAAGAUCAGGGGCAUCUCGCCAAAGACACUUUUUCUUUCUUUACCAGUGUGUAAGGUGGUUUUGCACAUAUUAUUUGAAUGUUCUGAUCAUAAGCCAUUAAUUACAAGUACCAAGAUGGACGUAUGUUUAAUAAACAUACUCUUUUAAAUUCAA
Molecule: messenger RNA, 5716 nt
Organism: Hippoglossus stenolepis (Pacific halibut)
Lineage: Eukaryota; Metazoa; Chordata; Actinopteri; Pleuronectiformes; Pleuronectidae
Gene: wbp1lb
Product: WW domain binding protein 1-like b
Exons: 4
Coding region: 1754-2887 (377 amino acids)
Source: RefSeq, a predicted model, not a curated record